AUGAUUCUUGAUCAUCAUCAAUUCACAUAUCGUCUUUUUCAUUCGAUUCAAACAAACGCCAAUAUUUAUGAUAUUAAAAAUCUUCUUAGAAAAAUCUCUCAAAUCAAUCUCAAUUCAAUGAAAUAUGAUGGACAAACAUUAAUACAUUGUUGUUGUCUUUAUAAUCGAUUAGAUUUAUUAAAACUAUUUAUUGAAUAUGGUGAUUGUGAUAUCUUGCAGAAUAAUGAUGAUGGUUGGUUACCAAUCCAUGUAGCUAUUUAUCUUGGAUAUAUGGAUAUUGUUUAUUAUUUACUUCAAUAUUCAUUGGAAAGUAUUAUGUAA
Adineta steineri is the source of this 321-nucleotide messenger RNA. NCBI's taxonomy places the organism in Eukaryota, Metazoa, Rotifera, Eurotatoria, Adinetida, Adinetidae. The record is from the annotation of a GenBank genome assembly.